Molecule: messenger RNA, 1907 nt
Organism: Perca fluviatilis (European perch)
Lineage: Eukaryota; Metazoa; Chordata; Actinopteri; Perciformes; Percidae
Gene: slc52a3-2a
Product: riboflavin transporter 2
Biological process (GO): riboflavin transport
Cellular component (GO): plasma membrane
Molecular function (GO): riboflavin transmembrane transporter activity
Source: RefSeq, a predicted model, not a curated record
AAUUCUGUAGAUUCGUAAAAAAUUUGCCUCAAGGCAGAGAAAUUGCAUGACACGGCUGUAAAUGACAACAUGUGAUGAUCCUCAAAGUCCCGACAGUGAAGGCACUCAGGGUUGAGACAAUGAUCAGUUAACCAAACGUGUGUCAUGGUUGGUUACAUUCUCUCACACCCACUCACCCCAAGGAGGGUUUAAUCCCUUGGUGCAUACACAGAGUUUACUGCACAGGACUUUGGCUUCUUUCUCUCUGCAGAAAACUUUAAACUCUCCACCAAACAGCAUAAGCACACCUCCAACAUGUCCCUUCUCACCCACCUGUUGGCGUGUCUGUUUGGGAUGGGCUCCUGGGUCUCCAUCAACGGCCUGUGGGUGGAGCUGCCCCUGCUGGUCCCCCAGAUCCCAGAGGGUUGGUACCUGCCCUCGUACCUCUCCAUCCUCAUUCAGAUGGCCAACGUCGGGCCUCUCUUCGUCACCCUGAUGCAUCGCUUCCGGCCCGGCGCCCUGAAUGAAGCAGCCGUCAUAUAUGUGAUCAUCGGCCUGGGAACUGUGGCGAGCUUCCUGCUGGGUUUCUUCUGGAAGGAGACUGUCGUAGUGGCGGGUGUUCCUCGCAGUGUAGCCCUCCUCGUCUUAACUUUCUUCCUCGCUGUGGUCGACUGCACUUCCUCCGUCACCUUCCUGCCCUUCAUGAUGCGUCUGAAGACUCAGUACCUGACCACCUACUACAUUGGGGAGGGUGUGAGCGGCCUGCUGCCCGCUUUAGUGGCUUUGAUUCAGGGAGUUGGAGUGGUCCACUGCAUGAACAGCACCCAGUCUCUGAACCACACCCUGAACUCCUCCGACAGCUCGGUGACCUUUGACCUCCAGGCUCAGUAUCAGCCAGCCAACUUCUCUACUGAGGUGUUUUUCUUCUUCCUCAGUGCCAUGAUGCUGGUGUGCCUGGUGGCGUUCCUGCUGCUGAACUACCACCUCUGUGGCCAGGGAGCAUCCCAGCGGUCAAUACACCAACGGGGUGAAGAAGAAGUCUCAGAGAAACAGGAUGUGGGCCGAGCAGAAGCCCAUGAUGGAGCCAUACCGAUCUGCAAUCCAGAAGUGUUUUAUAUCUUUGUGAUCCUGGCCUGGGCAAACGCUCUGACCAACGUGGUGCUUCCCUCGGUGCAGUCCUACUCAUGCCUGCCGUAUGGGAACAACGCCUAUCACCUAUCAGCCACCAUGGCUGCUGUGGCAAACCCUCUCGCCUGCUUCGUCGCCAUGUUCUUCCCUAUUAGAUCGCUGCUGUUAAUGGGAGUUCUCACAGUGAUAGGCAGUGGUGUUGGAGCUUAUAUAAUGGGCAUGGCAGUGCUGAGUCCAUGUCCACUUCUGGCUGAUGAAACAUCAGGGGGUGUCAUCAUUGUGUUGGCCUGGAUCCUGUUUGUUCUCACUCUGUCCUAUGUGAAGGUGAUCAUCGGGGUGAUCCUGCGCGACGAGGGCCACAGCGCUCUCGUGUGGUGUGGAGCUGUGGUGCAGCUGGGCUCUCUGCUGGGGGCUGUGACCAUGUUCCCAGUGGUCAGUGUGUACAGCUACUUUUCAUCAGGGGACCCAUGCAACACCAAAUGUCCCUAAAUGAACAAGUCACGCAGAAGAGACCGGAGGCAGAUUUUAGUGAAGACUCGACAGGUUUUAUCACAAUUUAUAUACUUUGCAACAUCUGAAUCUGAACCUGUCAUUUGAGAGCUUCCACUUUUUACAAGAAAAGCAAACCACAAAGAUAGAUGUGCAUAGAGUUAUAAUAGCUGUACUGACCAUGCUGUUUAGACAGGAUGAACACUUUGUUGAUGUUGGGAAAAUACUCCACUACAAAGGAAAAGUCCAGCGUUCUAAACCUUACUUAAGUAAAAGUUUGUAAGUAGUGUCAACUAAAUGUACUUAAAGUA